AUGGAUGAGUUCUUCGAGCAGGUGGAGGAGAUCCGGGGCUGCAUCGAGAAGCUGUCGGAGGACGUGGAGCAGGUGAAGAAGCAGCACAGCGCCAUCCUGGCCGCCCCCAACCCUGACGAGAAGACAAAGCAGGAGCUGGAGGACCUCACGGCCGACAUCAAGAAGACGGCCAACAAAGUGCGCUCCAAGUUGAAAGCCAUCGAGCAGAGCAUCGAGCAGGAGGAAGGCCUGAACCGCUCCUCGGCCGACCUACGCAUCCGGAAAACGCAGCACUCGACGCUGUCCCGCAAGUUCGUGGAGGUGAUGACGGAGUACAACGCCACCCAGUCCAAGUACCGCGACCGGUGCAAGGACAGGAUCCAGAGGCAGCUGGAGAUCACCGGCCGGACCACCACCAAUGAGGAGCUGGAGGACAUGCUGGAGAGCGGGAAGUUGGCCAUCUUCACCGAUGACAUCAAAAUGGACUCGCAGAUGACCAAACAAGCCCUGAACGAGAUCGAGACGCGACACAACGAGAUCAUCAAGCUGGAAACGAGCAUCCGGGAGCUGCACGACAUGUUCGUGGACAUGGCGAUGCUGGUGGAGAGCCAGACUACGUGGAACGGGCUGUGUCGGACACCAAAAAAGCCGUAA
Messenger RNA from Cygnus atratus (black swan), 633 nucleotides. RefSeq names its product syntaxin-1B. The coding region runs from base 1 to 633 and encodes 210 amino acids. The record is from RefSeq and is a predicted model, not a curated record. Gene Ontology annotation, molecular function: SNAP receptor activity; SNARE binding. The transcript has 8 exons. Gene Ontology annotation, biological process: intracellular protein transport; vesicle fusion; exocytic insertion of neurotransmitter receptor to postsynaptic membrane. NCBI's taxonomy places the organism in Eukaryota, Metazoa, Chordata, Aves, Anseriformes, Anatidae. Gene Ontology annotation, cellular component: plasma membrane; endomembrane system; SNARE complex.